This is a messenger RNA of Caenorhabditis auriculariae, 1597 nucleotides long. The record is from the annotation of a GenBank genome assembly. Lineage: Eukaryota; Metazoa; Nematoda; Chromadorea; Rhabditida; Rhabditidae.
AUGAAGCCAAGUUUGUUGAAUCGUCAUGGGAAAGGGAGAAAAUCAUCGAUUUUCAGCGACCUUCUUUGGGAAAUUGCCAAUUUUGGAGGUCGGUGGCAAGCCGAUUUCCCAGUCUGCGGCCAUCUCCAGGUACCUGGCCAACAAGUUCGGCUACGCCGGGAAGACCGACGAGGACAAGGCGUUGGCUGACGCCUUCGCCGACCAGUUCAAGGACUUCAUUCAGAUCAUUCGACCAUACUUUUCCGCCAUUCGCACUGGCAAGCCUCAGGAAGACAUUGUAAGUAAUAAUAUCAAGAUCAGCAUUUUUUUCUUAUUUUUUUUCUUCUUCUUUGGAGCUCCAUAGUGCUCCCUAUAGGGGCAAUCUUAGGAACCACUUCACCAACAAAAAAGUGAUACCUGUAGGGGACACGCUAGUCGGUGAUUUUUAUAAACUCUAUGCGACGAAGCAUUUCCAAAACUAAAAAAAUUAACCCUUUUUGAAAAAAAUCGAAACACCCCUAUAGGGACCACUCAAGCUUUGGGGGCUAAGGGAUCAGACCCUAAACCCCUAUAGAGAUCACCUUGAUUUUGCUCCUGUAGGGUUAACUUUUUCGGCCCCUAAAGAGCUGUUUUACCCUUGAUUGCAAGCGAGAGAGUAUGCGGAACCUAGAAGGGCAGAAUUUUGUUUCUCCGGCUUUUCUUCAAACUUUAUAUAGUCCUUUUCCACGGCUGGAAAGGGCGUGACUUCUCUGCGCCCUCCUCGUCUCUCGGCGACCCUCUCAUGUUGACAGGCUUUUUUCAUCUUUCUCUGAACUGUCGAGGGAACAGAGAGAUCCAGACACUCGAAAACUUUCAAGCCGCGAUGAAAGAGAAGUAACAUCUUCCCACAUCCAAAAAUUGUUUGAGCCGUAACUUUUAUAUUUUGAAACACUUGGAAUUUCACCGAACGACAUUCCGCUGUGUCGCUGCGCGCCUUUGCGAACCUUGGUCGCGCUUUUAAUUUUUUCUUUUCUUUUAUUGAGGUACUUUACUUUCAUGUGAUCCCAGAGCAAUAACAAUCAAUUAAAAGCGUGACCUCUAUUCGAAAGACGCUUCGCGAACGCACGCAGCGGAACAGCGGAAUGUCGUUCGGUGAAAUUUCAAGUCGUGGCACACAGACUCUACCUUAACGGCACUUUCAUUUUUACUUUCUUUUUUCUCUUUUCUAUAAUCCCGAUUAGAGAGAAGAAACGCAGACAUGUCAGACGGGUUAAAAUCAUUGAGAAUGAAGUAAAUUAAGAUAAUCAGAUGAAUUUUUUUGCAGGACGCAGCUAUGAAGGAUAUCGUCCUUCCGGCCUACGAAGAGUUCUUUAAUUUAAUAACCGAGCACCUGAAGAAGAGCUCUUCUGGAUUCCUGCUCGACUGCGGCCUCACUUAUCCCGACCUGACUUUGGCUGAAUUGACCGGUUGGGCUCAACAAUGGAACGCUAUCGAUCCAAAGUUCACCGAGGUUUGAAAUCCCGUAUAUCAUUCAUCAUCUCCUUUCGUCCUUUUCCAGGUUCUCGAACACCAGAAGAAGGUUCACUCGAUUCCGCAGAUCAAAAAAUGGAUCGAGAAACGCCCAGUAUCUGAAUAUUGA